AGACAACUGGGGCGUGCUUGGUGUCAUUGCUGCAUUUGUCUUUUUUAUAAACAACGGCUUAUUUUUUUAUUUGUCACAGAAACACUUUUAAGAAGAUACCCAUUAGCCCAUCCCAUCCAUCCCAUUUCCUCUGCCAUGAACUAAAAUUUUCUGACUUGAAAAAUCUAUUCUUACUGCUGCAGCUUUCAGAGAGGAUUUAUCUUUAACCUUUACUGUUAAUUCAGUGUAUGUUGCAGGCCAUACUGCACCUGUUCUCUUCUGUUCUUUGACCCUUCAUUUUUCUCGGAUUUAUGCCUAUACGCAAGAGAUGGAGCCCCAAGACUCACCUCUCAAGAUUGCCCGUUUUGCAGACUUUGGGAUUGGGCUUACAAAUUUGGGUGAUUCUUGGAACAUGGAGAGUAAUAGGUUGAGUGGAGGAGAAGGGUCACCUCCACUUGGGCUAGGUCUUGAGCUUGGAUGUGGGUCUGGUCAUAGACCAACUGGGUUCAGCAAAUCAUGUGGGUUCACAGUUUUUCAGCUGCAGGAACUACAGCUUCAAUCUCUCAUCUACAAGUACAUGGAAGCUGGACUUCCUGUGCCCCACCAUCUUCUUCUGCCUAUAUGGAAAAGUUUUGCUGGUUCUGUUGGUGGCCUCCAUGGCAAUCCUUAUCAACUCUAUUCUGGCUUUUUGGGUUGCGGACCCUUGCAGUUGGAGUAUAAGAAUGGGCUGGAUCCAGAGCCCGGAAGAUGUAGAAGAACAGAUGGGAAGAAAUGGAGGUGUAGCAAAGAAGCAGUCCCAGAUCACAAGUACUGUGAGAGGCACAUGCACAGAGGGCGGCAGCGUUCAAGAAAGCUUGUGGAAGCUUCUCAAGCUACUACUUCAAGUAUCAGAAGUAGCCGUACUAAUGCUGAUACCAACCUCUCCAUAUCUCUCCAAGUGGAUAGCAGUAGCAGUAGUGGCACCCAUCUCUCUUCUAGCUUCAUCGGUUUCUCUCCAAAGAGUGUUCUGUGAGGGGGUAAUUAAAUCCAAAAGCUGAACCUUCUCUACAGUAUCAAGACUUGUGGACGAUUGCAGGAUUUAAAGAUGACAGAUUUUGGUAGACUUCGUUAAUUAGUAGCUCAAGCCUUAGGAAGGUGUAGAGACUUUGAUUUUGUUUUGAUGUAAUGUUUCAAACGUGAGAGACAUUAAUGGUGUUUGUUGGGUUGCUUGGUGAAAAGGGUGAGAAGCAUGCGCUCCAUCAUCUGAUCUAAACUGGCCUCGAAGCGUGACAAUAGUUAUCUUGGCACUUGCACCCAUUUUUGGUCAGCUGUGGCCUUUUCUAAUUCUGUAGUUGGAAUAAAGGGUAUGGUAGUCAGCAGUGUUGUAUGCCUAUAUGUAGCGUUCAGAUUUACAGUGGGUCCAAAACUAUAAUGCUUCAAACUCCUAUGUCUUCUA
Messenger RNA from Theobroma umbraticum, 1414 nucleotides. RefSeq names its product growth-regulating factor 10-like. Gene Ontology annotation, biological process: developmental process; DNA-templated transcription; regulation of DNA-templated transcription. Gene Ontology annotation, cellular component: nucleus. The record is from RefSeq and is a predicted model, not a curated record. Lineage: Eukaryota; Viridiplantae; Streptophyta; Magnoliopsida; Malvales; Malvaceae. Gene Ontology annotation, molecular function: ATP binding.